AUGGCAGCAGUUGCAAGCCGUAAAGGAGGGUUAUUUUUCGUCUAUGGUUACGGUGGAACUGGAAAAACGUUCUUAUGGAAGACUUUGGCUUCAGCAGUUCGAUGUAGAGGUGAGAUAGUUUUAAAUGUUGCUUCAAGUGGUAUUGCUUCGUUAUUACUUCCUCGUGGAAGGACAGCCCAUUCUUGCUUCCAUAUCCCAAUUAAUCUCACUGAAGAUUCCAUGUGUCAUAUUAAGCCAAAUAGUGAUAUCGCCAUUUUAUUAAAGGAAACUCAAUUGAUCAUAUGGGACGAAGCACCGAUGGUCCAUAAACAUGCCUUUGAAGCUUUAGAUAGGACGAUGUCUGACGUAUUUUCUGACGGUAGGGGUAUUCGAUCUGAUGUUCCGUUUGGAGGGAAAGUUUUUGUAUUCGGCGGUGACUUUAGACAAAUCCUACCAGUUAUUCCUAAUGGUACUAGACAACAAAUCGUUUGUGCGUCUUUAAGCUCUUCAUAUAUAUGGUCAAAGUGCAAACUGUUAAGGUUGACUAAAAACAUGCGCCUAACAAUUGGAGCUGAUAGUUCUGAUAUGGACUCUAUCAGGGAUUUUGCGAAAUGGCUACUUGAUAUUGGUGAAGGUAAGUUGGGAGAUGAUAACGAUGGUGAAGCAAUUAUUCAGAUACCCGGUGAUCUAUUAAUCACCGAUAAUUAUGAUCCAAUACAAAGCUUAAUUGAUUUCGUCUAUCCUUCAAUUAUGGAACAAUUUUGGAAUCCUGGUGAUGCUAAAGAAUUAGUUCUUAAAGUUGGUGUUCAUGUUAUGCUUCUCCGCAAUAUCGAUCAACAGAAAGGUUUAUGUAACGGUACAAGGCUAAAAAUUACUUUUCUAGGAAAACGAGUAAUAGAAGCUGAAGUUAUAUCUGGCGGUAAUAUCGGCACAAGAGUUUUUAUUCCAAGGCUUAAUAUGAUUCCGUCCGACAAAAAAAUACCAUUCAAAUUCCAACGAAGACAAUUUCCUCUAUCAGUUUGUUUUGCCAUGACAAUUAACAAGAGUCAAGGACAAUCCUUAUCAAAAGUUGGUCUGUAUUUGAAAGAUCCUGUGUUCACUCAUGGUCAGUUGUACGUUGCAUUAUCAAGGGUCAAGACCAGAGAAGGAGUUAAAAUAUUGAUAUUCGAUGCCGAUGAAAAACCAACAAAUAAGACGUCUAAUGUUGUCUAUAAAGAAGUCUUUGGUAGCUUAUAA
Molecule: messenger RNA, 1215 nt
Organism: Helianthus annuus (common sunflower)
Lineage: Eukaryota; Viridiplantae; Streptophyta; Magnoliopsida; Asterales; Asteraceae
Product: ATP-dependent DNA helicase PIF1-like
Exons: 3
Coding region: 1-1215 (404 amino acids)
Biological process (GO): DNA repair; telomere maintenance
Molecular function (GO): DNA helicase activity
Source: RefSeq, a predicted model, not a curated record